Messenger RNA from Ctenopharyngodon idella (grass carp), 1444 nucleotides. RefSeq names its product small nuclear RNA activating complex, polypeptide 3 (gene snapc3). Gene Ontology annotation, biological process: snRNA transcription by RNA polymerase II; snRNA transcription by RNA polymerase III. The transcript has a single exon. Gene Ontology annotation, molecular function: bent DNA binding; core promoter sequence-specific DNA binding; RNA polymerase III type 3 promoter sequence-specific DNA binding. The record is from RefSeq and is a predicted model, not a curated record. Gene Ontology annotation, cellular component: snRNA-activating protein complex. Bases 154 to 1302 code for a protein of 382 amino acids. Lineage: Eukaryota; Metazoa; Chordata; Actinopteri; Cypriniformes; Xenocyprididae.
AUCACACUCGACUGUGAUUACUAGAUAUUGUUUUUAUUCUUUCACUUCGUUGAGGCUGGCGCGUAAGCUAUCCAUUUGUUUAUCAGAUACCAAUCCUUAAAAUACAUAGAAGAAGAUAGUAACUUGGCGAUGUCGAUCGAUUCAUAGCUCAUUAUGGCGGAAGGAAGCGUUUUGAUGCACGAAGAAAAGCAACACGAAAACGUGCCUGCGUAUGAAUUCGUUAACGUAAACUCGAACGAGUUUCAUAUCGGCACAUUCAGAGAUUUAUGGCUGGAUGUGUUAAAUCCAGAGGUGUAUUCAUACGGUGACACGGCCCCAGAGAUCGAGGAUGUGGAGUUCAUUGAAGAGAUGGGCAUUGACCCAAAGACACUGGAGGAACUCAAAAACAUCUGCAGUGUUGAUUCUCUGAAAAGUGGACAUGAAGACCCAGACAGUUUGCCAUCAGAUCCUCAUCUAGCCACACUGAAACUACGCAAGAGAAGACAAGAUUAUAAAGAAACUCUGACCAGAGACACUCUUGACAGACAUGAGAUCUAUGCCAAUGAAAUGGAGAUGAUAUCUGUGGGUAAGAAGCCUGAAAACCCCAGAGACCUGAUCCCUGAGGGGGAAAUCGUCUUGACCUUCAAUAUCAUGUACCCCGUUCUGUUUCAGCGCUUUAAGCGUGUGAGGGCGUUUCAGACCGUGCAUGUGUUGGGCUCUCAGAGGCUGACUGAUCUCAGAGAUGCCAUCUGCUGCGUCAGUGACCUGCAGGUGUUUGGAGAGUUCAGCAACACCCCAGACAUGGUGCCUCAGUUCAUCAGCAAGGAUCAUUACAAGUCUGCUUUCUUCUUCUUCAACGGAACGUUCUUUAAUGACACACGCUUCCCAGAAUGCCAAGACAUCAGCGUGACCACACAGGAAUGGGCCCGGACCAGAGACUUCCCACACUUCCAGACAGCUAAGAUGGAGGACACGUCUUUCUAUGACCUGAAGAUGAAGGUUGGGUUUCCGUAUUUCUACACUCACCAGGGCGAUUGUGAGCAUGUUGUAAUCCUCACUGACAUCAGACUGGUCCAUCAGGACGACUGUUUAGACAUGAAGCUCUACCCGCUCAUCACUCACAAGCACAGGGUCGUGACCCGGAAGUGUUCUGUGUGUCAUCUCUACAUCAGCAGGUGGAUAACAACCAGUGAUGCUCUGGCCCCGACGGACCCCUGCCUGUUCUGUGACCAGUGCUUCCGGAUGUUUCACUAUGACGAUAAAGGGAACAAGCUAGGAGAUUUCCUGGCCUAUGCCUAUGUUGAUCCAGGCACAUUUAAUUGAUCCCAAAGCGAAUGUAUCUUCUACUACACAGUAUUUUGACUAUACAGUAAUUAAGUGUUCUUUAAGUGGUUUAUAGCUAAUUAUAUUGUUUGUAAAUGUAUUGACAUUUUUUUUUCUAAAUAAAAUUUGGUUUCAAAAAGUA